Molecule: messenger RNA, 1867 nt
Organism: Raphanus sativus (radish)
Lineage: Eukaryota; Viridiplantae; Streptophyta; Magnoliopsida; Brassicales; Brassicaceae
Product: transcription factor PIF4-like
Exons: 7
Coding region: 398-1543 (381 amino acids)
Cellular component (GO): nucleus
Molecular function (GO): protein dimerization activity
Source: RefSeq, a predicted model, not a curated record
CACCGGUUGGUCCCACCGAUUCCAACAUAAUGUCCCAGAACUUGCCACGUGGCGUUCGGUCUGAAAGGUUGCUGUACUGUUGUGCUUACAGAAUCAUUAUCUCCCUUGCUGGAAUAUCUUUCCUCUUUAUGAUUCUGUCACUUUCUGUCUGUACCAAAAGAAGUAAAGAACCUUACCCAUAUUUCUCUCCUUCUCUGUUUCUUUCAUGUUUUAUGGGAGCUUCUUAAGAAACUUCUGGCCUAUGGGUUUAUGUACAGACUAGAGAGCAAGUGACAGGAAAGAGAAGGUUCUGUUCCUUUUGUUUGGCGUGGAACUUCAACUUUCACAAGUCAGGUUUAGAUGUUCUACUUCUUCAGCUUCUUAUUCGUCCAGAAGCUUUCCAAAUUUGAGAUCUGACAUGGAACACCAAGAUUGGAAUUUUGAGGAGAACUACAAUCUGUCCAAUAAUAGAAGAUAUAUAAGGCCACAAGAUGACCUGGUAGAGUUGUUAUGGCGAGAUGGGCAAGUGGUUCAGCAGAGCCAAACUCAUAGAGAUCAAACUCAGAAACAGGACUAUCAACAAGAAACCCUAAGACCCAACACCUUUCUUGAGGAUCAAGAAACCGUCUCUUGGAUACAAUACCCUCUAGAUGAAGAUCCAUUUGAAUCCGAAGACUUAACCUCACCUUUCUUCUCAACUAUAGAUCUCCUCCAAAGACCGGCUUCAGAGACGGCUAAGCACGAUGCCAGUCCUAAACCUCCUGAUCAGGUCAUGCCUCCUCCUAAGUUUAGGUUAACGGAUUCAUCAUCAGAAGUCAGGGAACUAGGAAAAGAACAGUACUCGGUGGUGACCGUUGGACCAAGCCACUGCGGUAGCAACCAAUCUCAAACCGUUCUCGAUGGCUCACUGAGAGCAGUCGAUGGGAGGCCCUACCCGAACGCAAGUUCGUCAUCAGGUGGCUCCUCUGGUUGCAGCUUUGGCAAGAACAACAAAGAUAUGGCUUGUGUAAGAAGAUUCACAGCAGAGCGUAAGAGAAAACAUAUAAUGGACACUGAUGAAUCUGUGUCUCAGUCAGAUGCUAUCGGUAAUAACAAGUCGAGCCUACGAACAGGAUCAACGCGAAGAAGCCGUGCAGCUGAAGUUCAUAAUCUCUCCGAAAGGAGGAGGAGAGAUAGGAUCAAUGAGAGAAUGAAGGCUUUGCAAGAACUAAUACCUCACUGCACUAAAACUGACAAAGCUUCAAUUUUGGAAGAAGCCAUAGAUUAUUUGAAGUCACUUCAGUUACAAGUUCAAGUUAUGUGGAUGGGGAGUGGAAUGGCUGCUGCUGCAGCGGCUCCUAUUAUGUUCCCUGGGGUACAGCCUCCUCCACCGUUCAUCCGUCAGGUGCAGAGCCCGGUACUGUUGCCUAGAUUUCCUGUUAUGAACCGGUAUCCGAUUCAAAACAAUCCCGGUUUAGUUUGUCAGAACCCGGUACAAAACCAAGUGUUGUGUAAUCGGUUUGAUAGAUACGUUGGCCUAUUCCCACAGUGCAGGCUGCUGCCUCUCAGCCGAUGGAGAUGUUGAGGUUUGGUUCUCCAGCGGGACAGGAAAGUCAACGUACGUCUGCGCAGACGAAGACCACCGACGGUACUCGUUAGGGCCACUAAGCGGCUGUUGCAUUUUUUUUCUUUCUUUUGCGGUUUGUUUGGUUGUUGGGGCAUUCUUCGUUAUUUACAUAAUCUUCUGAACAUAGGUUUAAACGUUAUUUUCUGUAUAUGCGAGUUUAUGUAUUUUAACCUUAAUUUCAAAAUGACAUGAGCUUUUUGUAAUCAUCUAGAACCAUAAAAUGUGAAAUACAUGUUUAAUAUGUAGUUCAUGUUUCUCUAAUAAAAUUAUGCAUUAGUCUAA